GCUACACCUGUCUGACAGGUAGUUAGACUCCAGACGGAACGGAAAGACAUGAAUAAACAGACUAUGGACGGAAUUUUACCAAAGAUUUGAUCUAACUUUUUCCCCCCUUAAUCGUCACCAAAGUGGAUUUGUCUCUUCAUUUGAUAAUGCGUCGACUGGUCCUGGGAAAAGCCGCUCUGAACGCCGUUUUGCUGCUGUAUUUAUUCUGUUUCGGGCCUACCCUGGUCUCCUCCAUCACAGUGAGCACUCCAGCAGAACUCCAUGCAUCUAGAGGCGAUGACGUCACCUUAUCCUGCACUUUUUCCUCCACGAGUAGGCCAACCAGUAAGAUGACUGUUGACUGGUCUUAUAGACCCCAGACUGGAGGUCUACCUCAGACUUUCUUCCACUUCUCCUCUCGGGUGUUUCCUCCAAGUGAAGGCCAGUUUGCUGGUCGUAUCCGCUGGCAGGGAAGCCCGGCGCGUGGGGACGCCUCCAUCUCUCUGAUUAACGCCACGCUGAACGAUAAUGGCACCUACACAUGCUCGGUCAGAAACCCCCCUGACGUCCACGGCUCCCCGACCUCACACACUGUACUUGCCGUCACACCAAAGGCACCCAGCAUUCGCUUCUCUGAUGUUGCCGUCCUCCUCAUCUUUGUCCUCGUCCCCUCUGGCAUCAUCACCCUCAUUCUGAUUGGACGAAUGCUCUGUCCCAAGAAACAGGGUAACCAAUCCAAGGCCUACAGAUCACCAAUAGAGGUCACAGAGGGAGAGGAGUAUGGCACCCACCCACAGGCAGACAGCAUGAAGACGGCCACAUGCUGCAACUUAUAUCUGAUGGAUUCAGACGAUGAGUACUACACUUUAAAAAAGAGGACCUCCAUAGAUAAAGACUAUAUUGAAUCUCAGUGCUAAAGAUUUCUGGUGCUUAGGAGAUGUAACUAGCACCUCAAGGCCUCAUUAAGGCCUAAGAAUGGGAGGUACUGAAUGGAAAUCAAUUAUGGAUUCAUCACUUCUUAGUCACAGUCCUCCACUCAGUCAUGUUGGUGAUGGAGUUUUUCUUUUUUGUUUGUUUUGCUGAGACCCCUUUUGUAAAUGCUCCAUUCUGUUAAACACUAUAAAAUCUGCAAAUAUUGGAUUUACAUUUAGCUGAGAAGCUCUUAAAGAAAACAGUGCACUGUUUUUAUAUGAAGGAGCUGGGGAAGAGGGGAAUAUUAAUAUCUAAGGCUGCAGCCAUAAGAUGUUCUCUGUUCAUUCACCUGAAUAACAGCGCAAAGCUGCUAGUGUCUGAUAAGGUACAAACUGACCCUGAAAAUUCAAACACAAGCAAAAAAGCCCUGUGUACAUGUAUAUAUAUAUUUUAUCUUUAGGAUUCGCAUACUGUGCCACUUUCUUGAUAUGAAGUGCAUUUAUGUGUUUUGUCUAAUUUAUUGUUAUCUUAAGUUGUAGUGGAACAUUUCUGUUAUAAACUGGAGAGAUAAAACGAAUAGCUGUGGAUGCCUGUAUAAUAUCUGUAUGGUAUAUUUGACAUGUUUUCAGUCCUCCGUUGUAUCAUAUCAGCAGCAACUGUGUCAUCACGUGUCAAUACAUUCUGGUGAGCCUGUGUUUCAUUGUGGUUCAUCAUAGAUGUGGCAAUAAGCCAUUUAGCAGGAUUGAAAUCUGUUUUUUUUGUUUUUCUUUAGAUGCACAGCUUUCUUUAAUUCAUUUUUCUGCAACAUUUUUUGCCUAAAUAAAAUUUUAAUGAGA
Molecule: messenger RNA, 1727 nt
Organism: Melanotaenia boesemani (Boeseman's rainbowfish)
Lineage: Eukaryota; Metazoa; Chordata; Actinopteri; Atheriniformes; Melanotaeniidae
Gene: mpzl3
Product: myelin protein zero-like 3
Exons: 6
Coding region: 147-896 (249 amino acids)
Cellular component (GO): membrane
Source: RefSeq, a predicted model, not a curated record